AUGGUGCACCACAUCCACAUUGCCGUCCUGGACGUCGACAUUCCAGCCCGUCAACUGUAUGAAGCCCGCGGACUAUGCAGCGCGCACUUCCGCGCCGUGCUCCGCGAAACCGCCGCACGGCUGAACGAAACCCUCUUCUCCGAGAAGGAGCAGCUCGACGUGAAGAUCACCCCCUACGAUAUCCGCGGCGGCCACUAUCCAGACCUGUAUAAGCUGCGCGGCCACACCGGCCCGGACCAAUACCCCGUGGCCUUCCCCGUGGACGCCGUCCUGAUCACCGGCGGCUCGCCGGGCGUGUACGAAAUGGACCGAUCCCCCUGGAUGCAGGAACUCAAGGGCUUCGUGCGCACCGUGUACGCGCAGUACCCGCAGGUGCGCAUUCUGGGCACCUGUUUCGGACACCAGUUGAUUUCGCACGCCAUCGUGCGCAACAAGGAAGACACCGCGCGCGACGUCUGGGUGGAGAAGUGCCCACUUGGCCGCGAGGUCGGAAUUCAUAAUGUGCAAUUAAAUAAGGGCUUCUUGGAUGCCUUCCCGGCUGCGCUGGGCCACUUGCCCGAUGGCAAGUUGCGCAUUCAGAUGUUCCACGGCGACCGUGUCAUGGCUGUCGAGAAGGGAACCCCCGUGACGGUGACCGAGUCGCCGCCCGUGUCGCUGCCUGCCCCUUGGAUUAAUAUUGGAAGUACCCAGAUCUGUCCGAUCCAGGGUCUCUACCACCCCGGCCGGGUCCUGACCGUGCAGGGCCACUACGAGAUGGAUGCCUUCGGCCUGACCAAGAUGUGUCUGGAGGCCGCGCCGGUGAUGGGCUGGAAGGAGUCGAAGCUGGCUUUGUUCCUGGAGCAGGUGGGCGAUGACCUGAAGGAGGACCAGUGCGACCGCAAGGCCUUUGCGUCGGCUGUAGUGUCCUUCCUGGCUGGCUUCGAGCAAUGA
Messenger RNA from Penicillium olsonii, 930 nucleotides. NCBI's taxonomy places the organism in Eukaryota, Fungi, Ascomycota, Eurotiomycetes, Eurotiales, Aspergillaceae. The record is from the annotation of a GenBank genome assembly.